Messenger RNA from Phytophthora nicotianae INRA-310, 2165 nucleotides. RefSeq lists its product as hypothetical. The coding region runs from base 1 to 2055 and encodes 684 amino acids. The transcript is spliced from 9 exons. The record is from RefSeq and is a predicted model, not a curated record. Lineage: Eukaryota; Oomycota; Peronosporomycetes; Peronosporales; Peronosporaceae.
AUGGAAGACCUCGGCUUCUUUAACGAGCGAGAGGCGGAAUGUUUCGAACGCGAAGACACGUUGUCCCAAUCAGAUCUCGAAAAGCUCAAUGUAGACGAAAACAUGCCGGAAAUGGAAAGAGCGGAGAAGCUCCUCAAGACAGGGCUGGACAAGCAGAAGAUUAGCAUCUUGAACUCAUUACCGAAGAUACUGGCGAGCAACAACUCAAAGACAAAUCUAAGUAUUAUUCUGGAUUGUAUGAAGGGUGUGUGGCAAAAGUACGAGUCGGAAAUGAACGCCGACGUUGCGGUUCUUCUUGAGUUAUUCAAGGGACUCGCGAGCUUGGCAUGUGCAACAGUCGAUGGAAAAGUGCUGAGCUAUCCGACCGUCACAUUCCACGAUGAAUAUGCUCACCAGCUUGAGACUUGCUGGACGGAGAAGAAAAACGCUGUAUUUCUUCUUUCGGACGAACAGGUCACCAAGUUGCUGGUCCCUUUCGCACUCGAUAUUAUUGCGGAGAUCCAGCAAAAGGACUUUGCCGAAGAAGCAAGCUCGGUCGUUAUUGCACUUCUGCCACGCAUCGGUACUGCACUGAAGAAGACGCAGAUUCUUCGAGUAGCCAUUGAGAAAGGGGAUGUUUCUCAAACACCCGGCUCGAGGCUUAUUUGCUGCUUUAUUCUGGGUGCCGUCACCGCUUUGAAUCUCUUGUCUGCCCCAGACAUUGAAGGACUUUACUUUCAAAAGAUGAUGUCCUUGUGCCAAGACACAGACGCCGAAGUUCGCAAAUGCAUGUGUAUUCAACUAGACGGACUCGCUCGGGCAGUGGGAGAGGAACACGCUUGCAAGGAGUUAUUACCAGAGCUGUUAGAGUUGCUAAACGACGAAGAAGAACAGGUCAAGCAAAUAGCGUUUCUCGCCCUCUUGUCAUUAUUCGACUUUUUCCCUGCUCGGGAUCGCACCAAACAGAUAAUUCCAGAAUUUAUCGGGAUUGCCGAGUCGCUUCCUGACUACCUCGUUCCAUUGCUAGCCGAGCAGUACGGCCAGCUCGUCACAAAGCUAGCCACCCUGAAUCAUGUCGGAAACGAUACAGGCCAAGUGUUUCUGCAAGGUUAUUCGAAGCUUUGCUCUCAUGAAGAACAGGAAAUACGGCAAUACUGCGCGUAUAAUUUCCCUGCCAUCGUAAAAGCUUUUGGAUCGACGUAUAUAUCCACUUUGAUGGACGAUUUGCUAGCCAAGCUGGCGAGUGAUCCAAGUGAAGAGGUUCGGCAUCACAUCGCUGCUGGAAUCCAUGAAGUCGCUCUACUGUUAGGACAGCACCGAGCGAUGCGGUACCUGAAGGUGUUAGUGCUGAGUUUGAUGAACGAUGAAUCACCGGUUGUUCAGGGAAUGGCAAUUUCUCGAGUACCACAACUGCUGCCUGCCAUGAUAAACCCCAGCGACGAGGACCAAAAGUGGUCAAGUAUGCUUGAGUACACUUUAGUUGUAGGGAAAGAUGGCCAAGUGGUCCGACGAGCUCGAGUCAAGUCGUUUGACCUAGUGAACAAAAUCAUUAGAGUGCCUGGAAAAGACACCGGACGCACAGGUACGAUGAACAUGAGUGGAGGAUUGGGGGGUAUGUCUGGUGGAACCAACUCGAUGGCUUUGGCAAUGGGCAUCGGAUCGAAGUCUGAUCAAAGCAAAAUGAAAGCGACAGCCCCGAAAACGUCCAACAAACCUGCACCGCCAAUAACAACGCUCCCUAACUGCGCUACAGCUAGACCCGGACACGCAAAGAUGCCGCAAGCAGCCAAGGUUGCGAAUUCAACGGGUAAAAUCAUAACCCCCGGGGGCAAGAGCAAUUCCGGACCAACCCGUUCGGGAACCGGUUUGCCUAAGGAGACCAGUGUUAUCACUAAGAUCCCCAUUAUCAGGCCGUCAGCUCCAGCUAAGCGUGAAACGAGCCCGUCGAGUAGUACGAAGCCCAGCAGUGCCACAUUGGUGCUGGCACCAGCACCGUCGAGCAGAUUAGGAACAAUAGACAACGGCGCUCUCAGACCGCAGAAAGCCUCUGGAAUACCAGGAACCCCCAAACGCUAGCAAGCAUCAGUGAUCCUUACAAAUAACCUUAUCAAGUCUUCAUCUAGCCACUUGAGUCUCUCGUUCUAGUUCAAAUUAACCCGAGAAACUUAGCUUGCUCAACAGACACA